AGCUGUCGAUGUGUUUUGGGUGACGUUCUCUUGUUUUCAUUUUCACCGCAAUCAGCAGCAAACACAGCCAGUACACGAGAGUUUUUGUAAAAGUGGAUACGUGUUCUUGCUUAGUUAAAUAAUAAGAUUUAUUCUAGUUUUUCAGUAGUUUAUUAGCUAAGACCAGCGGGUCCACACACAGAACCAUGUCGGUUACGGAGUAUGUCCAGCUGGCACUUUUAUUCGGUUCUGGCUUUAUAUUCUUCCUGAUGAUUGUGAUUGGAAUCAUCCUCAAAGUGACAACCACUCCAUUUCCGCACAUUGUUCGCCACAAAGAGGAAGAGACCUUCGCGGAUCCGACCACCGAUGAAAGAACGAAGUUUCCUUCGCUCGAAGAUCCACCAUCUCUGGAGCUGAGCGUAAUCGUGCCUGCGUUUGACGAAGAAAAACGACUCCCGGUAAUGCUGGACGAAUGCCUCGAAUAUCUCGAAUCUCGACGGAAAGCGGAGAAAUCCUUUUCCUACGAAGUCAUCGUCGUAAGCGAUGGCAGCCGCGACAAAACCGUACAAGUGGCCCAGAAAUAUUGCGCUAAGCAUGGCACCGAUAGGGUUCGGGUGCUAGCCCUCGUUCAAAACCGUGGCAAAGGCGGUGCCGUUCGAUUGGGAAUGCUCAGCGCCCGGGGUCGAUUCUUGCUGUUUGCCGAUGCCGAUGGCGCAACAAAAUUCCCGGACUUUGCCAAACUGGAACAAAGCAUGGCCCAGCUGUGCGGCAACGACCACACCAGAGAUGCCAUCGCAAUCGGUUCCCGAGCGCACCUGGAGCAGGAAGCCACCGCCCAACGGACCCUCUUCCGGACGCUGCUCAUGCACGGUUUCCACUUCCUGGUUUGGACCUUUGCGGUGAAGAAGAUCCGAGACACCCAGUGCGGUUUCAAGCUGUUGACCAGGUCGUCCGCGCGGAAGGUUUUUGCCGUGAUGCACGUGGAACGUUGGGCCUUCGAUGUGGAACUGCUGUUCAUUGCCCAGUCGUACAACAUUCCGAUCGAGGAGAUUGCGGUGCGUUGGACGGAAAUCGAAGGCUCCAAGUUGACCCCGUUCUGGUCGUGGCUUCAGAUGGGACGGGAUUUGAUCUUCAUCUGGUUCCGCUAUGCGAUAGGGGCGUGGCAGCUGCGGAAGGAACACGCGAACUGAUCGGCCAGUUGAUCUCAAUGUGGAUGAGUGCUGUGCAUUUCUUUUUUUUUUAGUUUGUAAUGUGUGGAAUAUAAGUGUUCCAUAAUCUAUUCGUAAGACGUAUAAUUUUCAUAUAUUACUUUUAAUAAGGUAACCUAAACUGUAAAGACUAGCGUGCACUUACAAAAUCAUAAAUAAAUGGCUCAAAGAAUCCAA
Aedes albopictus (Asian tiger mosquito) is the source of this 1364-nucleotide messenger RNA. RefSeq names its product dolichyl-phosphate beta-glucosyltransferase (gene wol). The transcript has 4 exons. NCBI's taxonomy places the organism in Eukaryota, Metazoa, Arthropoda, Insecta, Diptera, Culicidae. The coding region runs from base 186 to 1169 and encodes 327 amino acids. The record is from RefSeq and is a predicted model, not a curated record. Gene Ontology annotation, cellular component: endoplasmic reticulum membrane.